GGGCGCCCGGAGCGCGAGGGCGGCGGGCAUGGCGGGCGCCGAGGAGGAGGAGAACUAUUACGGCAAGCACGGGACGCCCCAGAAAUAUGACCCGACUUUCAAAGGCCCCAUUUAUGACAGGGGCUGCACAGACAUCAUCUGCUGCAUUUUGCUCAUGGUUGCUGUUGCCGGUUACGUGGCUGUGGGAGUGGUCGCGUGGAGUCAAGGAGAUCCCCGUAAAGUGAUCUACCCAACAGACAGCCGUGGACAGUUUUGUGGCCAGGCAGGAACGCCUAACGAGAAUAAACCUUACUUGUUCUACUUCAAUAUCAUGAAGUGUGCCAGCCCUUCCGUACUGCUGGAGUUCCAGUGUCCCACCACACAGAUCUGUGUAGAAAAGUGCCCGGAUCGAUACCUCACUUACCUGCAGGCUUCAGCCCAGAACAUAGAGGAUUACAAGCAGUUUUGUGUCCCGGGGUUUAAAAGUCUGAAGAAGAGCCCCCCUGAAGUUCUGAGAGAUGGAGACUGCCCCGCCAUGAUCACUCCCAGCAAGCCCUUGGCCCGCAGAUGCCUGCCUGCAAUCAAUUCUAAGAAAGGGGUCAUUAUGGUUGGAAAUCAAACUAUCUUUGAUGAUGGACGUGGACAGCAAAGGAAUGUGACAGAUCUCGUGGAAGGGGCCAAAAAAGCAAAUAUGGUUCUGGAGGCCAGACAAGUGGCAAUGAAGAUCUUUGAAGAUUACACUGUUUCCUGGUACUGGAUAAUAUUAGGUCUGGUGAUUUCCAUGGUGGUCAGCCUCAUCUUUAUUGUCCUGCUUCGGUUCCUGGCAGGGAUCAUGGUCUGGGUGAUGAUUGUCCUUGUCAUCCUGGUCCUUGGCUAUGGGAUUUUUCAUUGCUACAUGGAAUACGCAGCCCUGAAAGGCCAGGCUGGGUCUGAUGUCUCCCUGACGGACCUGGGCUUCCAGACAGACUUCCGUGUUUAUCUCCACUUAAGGCAAACCUGGCUGGCCUUCAUGAUCAUCCUUUGCAUCACGGAGGUUAUCAUCAUCCUUCUGCUCAUUUUCUUGCGCAAGAGGAUCCUCAUUGCCAUUGCACUGAUCAAGGAAGCCAGCAGGGCCAUUGGUCACAUCAUGACAUCCUUGUUAUUUCCACUCUACACUUUCUUCCUGGUGUGCCUUUGUAUCGCCUACUGGGCUAGCACAGCUGUGUUCUUAUCUACUUCGAACGAAGCCAUCUACAAGGUAUUCAAUGAGACACAGUGUGACUACAGUGGAACAACGUGCGACCCAGAGACCUUCAACACUUCCAGCGUUGUCAAGCAGUGUCCAGACGCCCGUUGCCUUUUUGCCUUCUACGGUGGGGAGACGGCCUAUCACAAGUACCUCAUCGUCUUCCAGAUCUACAACGCCUUCAUGUUCUUCUGGCUAACCAAUUUCGUCAUCGCCCUGGGCCAGGUCACCCUGGCCGGUGCCUUUGCUUCCUAUUAUUGGGCCUUUAAGAAACCGGACGACAUGCCAGCGUUUCCCCUCUUCUCUUCCUUUGGCCGAGCACUCAGGUAUCACACUGGCUCACUGGCUUUCGGGUCUCUGAUUCUUGCUCUCGUCCAAAUCGUUCGGGUCAUUCUGGAGUACUUGGACCACAGAUUAAAAGCUGCUGAGAACAAGUUUGCCAAGUUCCUCCUGACCUGUCUCAAGUGCUGUUUCUGGUGCCUGGAGAAGUUCAUCAAGUUCCUGAACAGAAAUGCAUACAUUAUGAUUGCUAUUUAUGGCACCAACUUCUGCACUUCUGCAAGGAAUGCCUUUUUCCUGCUCAUGAGGAAUAUCAUCAGGGUGGCCGUUCUGGAUAAAGUUACAGACUUCCUUCUUUUCCUUGGCAAACUCCUGAUUGUAGGAAGUGUCGGCAUUCUCGCCUUCUUCUUUUUCACCCAAAGGAUAAAACUGGGUCAGCAGACACAGCCCCUCAACUACUACUGGGUCCCUAUUCUGACUGUUGUUGUUGGCUCCUAUCUCAUUGCACAUGGAUUCUUCAGUGUGUAUGCCAUGUGCGUAGACACACUCUUCCUCUGCUUCUUGGAGGACCUGGAGCGCAACGACGGCUCUGCCGAGAAGCCUUACUUCAUGUCAUCUAAUCUGAAAAAGCUUCUGAAGAAGACAAACAAGCGCCAACCCGAAGCAUAACAGGCCUUCCCUCUCCUCUGCCUGCAUGGGGAGCCUGCGGCAGGCGCACUGUUUAGGUUAACAAGGCGGCUGUUCUGUCCAGCCGUAUUCUGAAGAGCGAGAUCUUUGGACUUAGAAUGUUCCGUUUCUGCUUCCUGCGCCAGACAAACGUAGCCUGCCCAGAUCUGACUUGGGUUUUGUUUGUUGUUUUAGCUUUUCUUUUUCCUGCUGUGUGUGUGUGUGUGUGGGGAAACACACGCUGUGUGUUUGCGGCAAGAAGCGAUCCAAUUGUGCUGCAGUAGCUCCAUCUUAAGGUUUGGUGGCAACAGAGCAAAUUGAACUCUGGUGCACCUUUCCGCUGCUGCUUUGAGCAGUCAUCUAGCUCUUGGCCAGCUGCCCGGAGCAAACGCACUUCUCGCUCGCCAACAUAGGCUGAAGGCAGACAUAUACAAGUGGCAAAUCAGCUGUGGGACCCGACUCACCACCAUUAUGCCAAUGUCCAACAAGGGGGAAGCCUGACGCGGCUUAGAGCAGAAACCAGGUUUGAACCGCACCGGCUCCGUGGCCGGCGUCAGGAAGCCUAUCGAAGCAGAGUUCACGCUUUAAACUAAAAACACGGAACAAAUGUUACAGUGCAUAAAUACGAGAGACUGGGCUCGGGCAAUCCUAAUUGUGUAUGUGUUCAUGUAAGCGAAGUGAAUUGGGGCCGAGGGGAAGUAGACCUUGCCCUGCGGCUAAAAAACUGUCUUUCCUUUGUCAAGGCUGUGCCACUAGGAUGCAGUCCAUGAGCCAGCUGAACUGGCUUAGUUCCGUUAAUUUUUCCAGUGAGCGCUAAAGUGUCCUAAACCCAAGCAUCCCCACUUCACUGGUUCAUGGGUUGCAAGCCAAAACCGAUGCUUGAAUGCAUCGUCGCUGACAUUUAAUGAUAGGAAUUGUAAUCUUUUCGUCUCGGGGUCCUGAAAAGAUUAUUAAACAACAAGAAAGUGCCGGGGAUUUACAGACGUUUAAAAGUGUGUGGUUGUACAUUGUAAGUGAUUUAUAGCUUUCCUGAAAGAAAAUAAUAAUGUUACCAAUCUAUAUUUUAAGUCUGCAAAUGUUAACUUUUAUUUUGCUUUACAUAAACUAUUUUUUCAUGCAACCCAUAUGUUACAAAAAAUGUUUAAUCUGAUAUAUUAAAACGUUUUUAUGUCUUUUUCCCCCCA
Messenger RNA from Heteronotia binoei (common prickly gecko), 3333 nucleotides. RefSeq names its product solute carrier family 44 member 2 (gene SLC44A2). Gene Ontology annotation, molecular function: choline transmembrane transporter activity. The coding region runs from base 29 to 2152 and encodes 707 amino acids. The transcript has 22 exons. Gene Ontology annotation, cellular component: membrane. Lineage: Eukaryota; Metazoa; Chordata; Lepidosauria; Squamata; Gekkonidae. The record is from RefSeq and is a predicted model, not a curated record. Gene Ontology annotation, biological process: choline transport; transmembrane transport.